This is a messenger RNA of Plasmodium gaboni, 2496 nucleotides long. RefSeq names its product putative UTP--glucose-1-phosphate uridylyltransferase. Gene Ontology annotation, molecular function: UDP-N-acetylglucosamine diphosphorylase activity. The transcript has a single exon. Gene Ontology annotation, biological process: UDP-N-acetylglucosamine biosynthetic process. NCBI's taxonomy places the organism in Eukaryota, Apicomplexa, Aconoidasida, Haemosporida, Plasmodiidae. Bases 1 to 2496 code for a protein of 831 amino acids. The record is from RefSeq and is a predicted model, not a curated record.
AUGCAAAAAAUUAAUGAAAUUAUGAACUCACUUGGAGAAAAUAAAAAGUAUGUAGAGUAUUUAAUAAGAACCCAGCAAUAUGAAUUAUUAAGUCAUGAAGGGUUAAAUGAGGAAAAUAUUUAUGACAUAAUAAAUCAAAUAAAAGAAUUUGAAUUAAUAUAUCCUGAUGGUUUUAUUAAAUAUAUUGAAAAAGGAAGGGAAUUUUUAAAAAGGUCUCAAAUGAAUAUAAAUGAAUAUUAUAAUUAUAAUAUUGACAAACCAGAUAAUUUAAUAAAAAUAAAGUUUCAUCUUACUACUGAUAUAAUAUUAAAAAAAGAAGAUAUAAAAAAUAAUUUUCUUAAUGUGGAUAAUAAAUGGUUAUAUAAUAAUAAAAAUAAAAAUAACAAUAAAAAUAAAAAUAAAAAUACUACUUAUGAUUAUUAUUAUCCUCAUAAUUCUUAUGAUAAUAGAACAAUAUUAAAUAACCAUCAUUGUGUUUCAUCCAAUGAUAAAAUGUUUGACAUUUAUAUUAAUAAACCUUAUCCUACAUAUGUUAAUGGCAUUAGACACAUUAAUGAUGAUCAAUAUAUUAAGAAAGAAAAUUAUAAUAAAGAUAAAAAAAUAAAAUAUGUAGAAGAAGGAAAUAUGUGCGAUAAUAAAUGUGGUUUCAUUAGUUUAAAUAAUAAUGAUAUAGGGUUAUAUGAAGAAUCAAACAUUUUGACAUUAGAAAAAUUUCUUUAUUAUGAAAAAAUAGGUUUAGAUCAUAUAGACAAAAUAUCAUUUAUUUUAUUAGCUGGAGGAUUAGGAGAACGUUUAAAACAUAAAGAUAUAAAAAUAAAACUAUUUACAAAUCUUAUAUCUGAACAAACUUAUAUUGAAUAUUAUUGUAAUCAUAUAAAAUGUUUUGAAAGAUAUAUAAAGAAAGAAAAAAAGAAAAAAAUGAAUAUUCCAUUUAUUAUCAUGUUAUCUGAUGAUACCUAUGAAAAAACAUUAUCCUUUUUUGAAGAAAAGAAUUAUUUUGGGUUAGAAAAAAAUCAAGUACAUUUUUUAAAACAGAAUAAAGUAUUUUGUUUUAAAGAUAAUCAAGGACAUUUAGAUUUUACAUAUAAAAAAAAUACAUUCAUCAUUUCUAAAAAACCACAUGGACAUGGAGAUAUACAUUAUUUAAUAAAUAAAUAUAACAUAUUAGAUAAGUUAAUAAAGGAUGGAUAUAAAUAUUUAUUUUUCUUCCAAGAUACAAAUGCAUUAGCAUUAAAAGUUUUAUUUGUUUGUUUAGGUGUAUCUAUCGAAAAAGAAUUACAUAUGAAUUUCUUAGCUGUAUCUAGAAAACCUGGAGAAGAAAUAGGAACUCUAUGUACUUUGAAUAAUCAAGAAAAAUCUAUGACAAUCAAUUUAGAAUAUAAUAUAUUCGAUUCUUUAUUAUCAUCUAAUGGUAUGAAGGAAAAUAUACAGGAGGAUGGAUUUUCAUUAUAUCCAGGUAAUACAAGUGCUAUCUUAUAUGAAAUAAAUAAAUAUAAUGAUAUAUUAAAAAAAACAAAUGGAUGCAUACCAGAAUAUAUUAACCCAAAGUAUAUGGAUAAUACACGUAAUCAUUUUAAAAGUCCGACUAGGAUAGAAAGUAUGAUGCAGGAUAUAGCAUUGUAUUUUUAUGAACAUAAAAGGAAUAAAGCAACUCAGGAAUGGAACCUAAUAGGAGACAAAAAGGAGAGAGUAAUAGGAGACAAAAAAGAAGAAUUUAUAGGAGACAAAAAAGAAGAAUUUAUAGGAGACAAAAAGGAAGAAUUUAUAGGAGAAAACGAAUCUAUGAUAAUAUCAGAUAGUACUACCAUAAAUAAUAACAUAUAUGAUAAUAAAAAUAACAAUAAUAUGGUUAAUAUAAAUCUAUAUAAUAUUACAAAUGUGGGAGUCACCGAAUUAGAUAGGUGGUUAUGUUUUUCACCUGUUAAAAAUAAUUCCAUAAAUGCAUAUAAAAAAAUUUUAAAUAAUAUACAUCCAGAAUGUAUGUUUAGCGCUGAAACAGAUUUAUAUUAUAGUAACUGUAGAUUUAUACAAUUAGCAUGUAUAUAUAAUAAAAAGGAAUUUAUUUUAGAUAAAAUUCCAACCAAAACAUUUAAUGGUAUAUCAUAUUUUCUACCUCCUAAAAUAUUAAUAGAACCUGACUUUUCAUUUACAUUAACACAUUUAAUAAAAAAAAUAAAAGGAAACAUAACAAUAAAAAAUGGAGCAACAUUAUGGUUAAAAGCAAAUGCUAUGAUAACAAAUCUUUAUCUUGAUGGUACUCUAAUUAUAGAAAAUAAAACAUAUCAAAAUAAAAAUUAUGAUCAUAUAUCCUUACCUAUAAUAUUAGAUCAAAAUGUAUAUAUAAAAAAUAAAGGAUAUAAAAUAGUACCAACAAAUGGUUUCUAUUAUAAUAAACAAAAAAAAUUCUCAGAUCAUAUCGAGCAAAAUAUUUAUGAAAAUAUUCAAAUUAGGGGAUAUAAUAUAAUUAAAAAGGAAGCCCUAAUCAUAACAAACUAG